AUGGGCAAACUCAUCAAGAACCACUGGGCUCGCCUCAUCGUCCUCACUGCCGCCGCAUAUCAAGUCGCGGCAGGCGUACAUGGCUUUUUCUGGCCCAAGGUGUUAUGGGACUUCCUCACCAAGAACCUCGACCAAGCUGUCAAACCAUUUCCCGCCCUGCAAAUACUCAAUGUGGUAUUUGGGAUAAUCGCUUUCGCCUGGGAAUGGCCUGUGAAGCCUAUCGUCUCGAUGCUUCCUGGCAUGCACCGGAGUAUGGAAGCGAGAUUGGUGAUAUAUCCGGUGGCAGCACUCGCCGCUGCCAUCAUAUACCAAGGGACGAACGCUGCUUUGUAUUACCUUAUUGGAGUUAUUGUUUACUUUUGGGCGUACUCGGAAGGCGAGACCGUAUGUGCAGAACCUUGGACCGUUCCCAAGAGAGGAGGUGCCAGACCGGGCAAAGUAUAA
This is a messenger RNA of Exophiala bonariae, 444 nucleotides long. RefSeq lists its product as uncharacterized. Bases 1 to 444 code for a protein of 147 amino acids. The record is from RefSeq and is a predicted model, not a curated record. The transcript has 2 exons. NCBI's taxonomy places the organism in Eukaryota, Fungi, Ascomycota, Eurotiomycetes, Chaetothyriales, Herpotrichiellaceae.